Molecule: messenger RNA, 2896 nt
Organism: Oncorhynchus gorbuscha (pink salmon)
Lineage: Eukaryota; Metazoa; Chordata; Actinopteri; Salmoniformes; Salmonidae
Exons: 7
Coding region: 350-1690 (446 amino acids)
Source: RefSeq, a predicted model, not a curated record
CUUCUAGAAACGUUCCUACGCUUGCGUGAGGCGCGUUGCUGCUGGACAAGGACAUUGGGAAAUGGAAUGACAUUUGUGUAACGUUUGAUAACUUCCAAUUUUGUAACAUUACGUGGGAAAUAAAAAGUAAAGUACCUGACUUGGAGGAUUAUCAUCUGGUCCUUGCUAAACUGACUCAUCGCAAUUUCUAUCAAAUCCGCUUCUGACACAGGUUUCUUAAUUGGGAUUGAGAGGGGACCAAGAAGAUAAAGAGCUGGUCCUUCCUUUGGGUGGCUGUGGCAUGAUGGUCUGGUGACUGUCUGGGGUGUCCCCUGGUGACUGGGGUUACACCCUACCCCCCCCGUCUUGAAUGGCUGCAUGUAGAGGGGCCCUCGCCUUGUGGGCGGGGUGUGUGAGGAGCCAUGGCAACAGGCAACCAGUCAAGCAACAGUGCUGGAGUCUUGCACAGGCGCUGGAUGUGCAGUGGAGUGGACAGAUUCGGCCUCUCAGCAGCGCGUCAUGGGCCCUGGUUCCCCCCAACAGUCUGAGGUACCAGAACAUCAAGCAGCCAUCCCUGUCACACCCCUUCCACCAUGCCAGCCACAGCCAGAUGCCCCCGGGCCUGGACGAGGACUGGGAGGAGACUGUCAGCCUGUGUGUGCUGGUGCGGACUGUCCCUGGGGAGUGUGAUGACCAGCACACCCUGGUGGAGGUGCCUCUGUUUGGGCAGACUAAACUAAGUGAGAUCCUUGCUCCGAGAGGAGUCAGUAGGCCCGUGGAGUUCCUCUUCCCCAUGACCACUGUGGAUGGGAGCCGAGAGGAUGACAUCAGCGUUGGGAAGAUGAACAAGGGAGAAUGGCUGCAUGAUGAUGCAGAAAAGAGGGAGAGAGGAUCGUUCCGAAGGCUGUUUGAGACGGAAGGAUGUCCUGCUCCAUUUAUGUAUGGAUCCAGGUUUUACUGCUUCCACUGUCCUGGAAUGGAGCCGUUACCUGGUUACGGGGACAAAUCGGGCAAUAUGAUUGGACUAGAGAAAGAGUUGUCGCUGUUCCACACCUCUCUGUAUAGUAGCUACACAGAGAGAGAGACAGUGGAGGGGGGACACAGCGACAAAGAGAGGGAGGAUGAGGAGAAACUGGCCUUGAUGUAUGAAAAGCUGAGGAUUGAGCUUCCAAGUUUUUUUGUGAAGAGUCAUGACUACACCAUGUACACAAAUGAUAUCGAGUUCGUCAACUGUAUUCUAAAUGCCAAGACCAGGGGCAGAGUUCUGUACCAGCUGAGCCUGUCUCUGUGGAGGCUGCUCUGUCUCUGUUACUAUGCUGAGGCCCGGUUAGAGGUACUGAAACUGACUAAGCACCCAGAGGACAUGACCAUCAAGGCCAGGUGGAGGGUCAGAGGACUGCCCUUCCUCUCUUUGCUGCUGAGAUUCUACCGCAAGGACAAAACUGACCUCUACAGGUCAUAUGAUGCGUUCUCCACCUUCUACCUUGGCCAUGAUGGACUCAUACACUGUCACAAAGUGGAAAAAAUGAUGAAGGCCCAGCCGCCCAUCCUGCCCAGGGUGACUACUCUGUUAGCGGGGGCCCUUGUGGCCCUGGGGGUCCAGGAGCACCGGCCGGCCCUCAACCUCCUGCCCCCCCUGCUCUCCUCCCUCCGACAGAGCCGAGACGGAGAGAAAGGAGGGUCUAGAGGAAGGAGCAUGUGUGUACCAUGAGAGGAGUAACAUGCACAGAGAGGGAAACAUGUGAUCAAUGUUGUCCAGAAAAACAACUUGUUUAUCCCUGGUCACCCGUACAAUCUCUCCCUAUUGUGCACCUGCUCUGGGGGGAAAAUGUUUAAUUAAAAUAAACCUUUCCAAACCCGUUCUCUCUCUGGACUCCCACAGCAAUCAAAUAGCCGCUAAUAUUUUAGUUCAUAUGCAAUCCAGAACUUCAGUUUAUCCAAUAAGUUGAGUUGAAACCUUGAUCAGUACCCUGUUAACGCACAAACAAAUGAUCACACGGCACUGAGUGAUUGCGUGUGGGAUGUUGAACCUCUCUUUGGGCCUAAACGCUCACCAUGCACAUAGCCUGCUGCUCAUAAAAGUAUCUGCUAAAUGGUGUAUAUUAUUGGACAACCCUAUUUUCACUACAUUACAUGAAGACACUGUUAAAUGCUAAAAAAAUUAAAGGCAAGCUUAGUCAGUCAUUUUGUGUUUCAUGUGUUCUCAGCCUAUGGGGCAGUCACGUGCCUGGGAACUGGGCACACAUUUGCCACUGGUUUCCGUUGAAUACAGUUGUUACUGAUUACAUUGUUGAUGUAACAGUUUGCACACAGCCCAAGAAACCCUUUACUGAGGCCAGGGGUUGUUAAUAUGGAGAGAUUAGACUCUAUUCCAUAUUGCCAGUUGAAGUUGUCUUAUCUAUGGCCUGCCAUGACUCAAUGUGGGCCUUGUUUUAACACACCCUCUGAUCUCUGUGUGCCAGUGGAAAGUCAUGGAGAGAGCAUCCAUGUGGCAUAAAGCAACCUAAUGCAUGAUGUGUUGGUCUCUCUGUCCCUGUACAAUCUUAUUUGGAAGUGUACAUGUCAAUCUCAUAAGACUCUUAUUUUGAAGAGCCUUAAAUCUCAUGUCCUCAUUGCUGUACCUUUAACUCACAACCCCAUUUAUACCUUGGUUGGAAACUGCUAAUGUCCUUCCAUGUUGGAUGGUUAACUUGCUGUCAGGGAGAGGAGACAGCUGCAGACUGGCUGGCUUGCAGUUAAUGUUUGACCUGACCUCUGCUCAUGUCCCUGACACUGCAACACAGUUGCAUGACAUACACUACAUGACAAAGUAUGUGGACACCUGCUCAAUGACCCUCUAAUUCCAAAAUCAUGGGCAUUAAUAUGGAAUUGGUCCCACCUUUGCUGCUAUAACAGUCUCCACUCUUCUGGAAAGGCU